AAAACUCUGCUGCUUGGAUUCUANCCCUCUCCCUAACAUAACGUUCCCUGCCCUCUCCACCUCCCCGCCGAACCUGGUGUGCUUGUAGUUUACUGUCAGCAGCUGGUCCAUUUCUUUUUUCUGUGAUUCUCAAUUUUCCUAGUUAUUUUCCCUCCACUUGAUUUUGCAACAAAACUUUUUUGGGUUUCUAACAUCCUUCCCAAUCUUAUUAUUUAUAGCUAAUAAAUAAGGAGAAAAACUUUUCUCCUCCUGAUCUGAGACCAUUCCACAAAUCGAAGGGCAGCCAGCAGCAUAUGUUUUUUGCCAGAGUAAUUGAAAACAUCAACUGCAGAGCACAGAAUUCUUUUGAAAGUCUGCCGGUUAUUUCACAUAAAUUCGGCAAAGGAACAAACAGUUGGCUUCUUAGGAGUUGGUCUCUAAUUUGAUUUUUAGUUAUUCUGAUAGAGUUUUUAUGAUUGGCUUUUUGUUUGACUAGACCAGAUUUGAGUUUAAUGAAAACCUAAGUGCCAACAAAUAGACGUUUCACCAAAAUCACCUGUUAUCUCUUCACACUUAGUUUGAAUUCAUUUUUAAUCCUUAAACAGUCGACAAUAAUAUUGUACUUAAGAGGGUACAUUGGAUUUUAAUUUUGCUUUCAAUAUGACGGCUGUCAAUGUUGCCCUGAUUCGUGAUACCAAGUGGCUGACUUUAGAAGUUUGUAGAGAAUUUCAGAGAGGAACUUGCUUUCGAGCUGAUGCAGAUUGCAAGUUUGCCCAUCCACCAAGAGUUUGCCAUGUGGAAAAUGGUCGUGUGGUGGCCUGUUUUGAUUCUCUAAAGGGUCGGUGCACUCGAGAGAACUGCAAGUACCUUCACCCUCCUCCACACUUAAAAACGCAGCUGGAAAUUAAUGGGCGGAACAAUCUGAUUCAACAGAAGACUGUCGCAGCCAUGUUCGCCCAGCAGAUGCAGCUUAUGCUCCAGAACGCUCAAAUGUCAUCACUUGGUUCUUUUCCUAUGGCUCCGUCACUUCCAAAUCCUCCCAUGGCUUUCAAUCCCUACAUACCACAUCCUGGGAUGGGCCUGGUUCCCGCGGAACUUGUACCAAAUACACCUGUUCUGAUUCCUGGAAACCCACCUCUCGCAUUGACAGGAGCCAUUGGCCCAAAACUGAUGCGUUCAGAUAAACUGGAGGUUUGCCGAGAAUUUCAGCGUGGAAAUUGUACCCGUGGGGAGAACGAUUGCCGCUAUGCUCACCCUACUGAUGCUUCCAUGAUUGAAGUGGGUGAUAAUACUGUGACAAUCUGCAUGGAUUACAUCAAAGGUCGAUGCUCCCGGGAGAAAUGCAAGUACUUUCAUCCUCCUGCACACUUGCAAGCCAAACUCAAGGCAGCUCAUCACCAGAUGAACCAUUCAGCUGCCAUGGCCCUGCAGCCUGGUACACUGCAGCUGAUACCAAAGAGAUCAGCACUGGAAAAGCCGAAUGGUGCCACCCCGGUCUUCAAUCCCGGUGUUUUUCACUGCCAACAGGCUCUGACUAACCUGCCGCUCCCCCAGCCGGCGUAUAUCCCUGCAGGGCCAAUACUGUGCAUGGCACCCGCUUCAAGUAUUGUGCCCAUGAUGCACGGUGCUACACCUACCACUGUGUCUGCAGCAACAACACCUGCCACCAACGUUCCCUUCGCUGCAACAACUACAGGCAAUCAGAUGCCCCAAUUAUCAGUAGAUGAACUGAAUAGCAGCAUGUUUGUUUCACAGAUGUAGACGUUCCCAGUAGAACACUGAAAUACUGAACAGCAGAGUUAUGGAGUAUCAGAAUCUUUCCAUGGAAACCUCCAUAUGGCCUUUGUAUAUAUAUUCUUGUAUUUCUUCUUCUACCAACACUACAAUAAGCGUGGUACAGUCAAUAUAUUAAGCAAAGCAAACCUGCCAGCCAGCAAAUUCAAAUAAAAAAUAAAGCAUUAAAAAUCAAUGGAGAUGUUAAACAGAACAUGAAUAGAAAACUAAUAACUACCAUCCGUCUUAUUUGAAUUAUCAAGCAGAACAUGACCAUAAAAUUUGGUAACUUGUUACAUUACUCUUUGUCAUUUUCUAAUAACCAUGCUAAGUGAAUUUCCAGAGUGAGCUUUUGGCUUACUGUAUACAUUCUUAGUGGAUAAAUUAUUCAUCUGUUUUUGAUUUUGUUUACAAGAUAGUCUAUUGGGUUGAUUCAGAAUGUAACAAAUAUAUUCAGUACCAUUUCUUGUAUUGUACUGUGUUGUGCUAUGUAAGGUUUUUACAUGCUGUAGUGUUUUGCUGUAUAUGUGUGGUAUUUGAUUUCAACUAAAAUGUUAUUAGUGGGGAACAAAAGUAUAUGCUUAAAAACAUGACAAUUUCAUGCAAAUAUGCUCUCUCUAUAUAGAAUAUUUCUGUAGGUUUCUUGGGACUGACAUUUAAAAUGCCUCACUUUUGAGUGUGCACAAAACCUGCUCAUUAACAUGCAUGUGUAUAAUUUGUACCUGCAGAUCUUACAUUGCAUAAUACAAUCAAAUUGCUAGAUUUUUUAAAGAGAGAAAUAAUUACCUGCACAAAGCAGAGAACUUCAUAAAACAUUAACCCCUAAUUCACUUUUCUUAAAUAGCUUGGAAAAUAAGAUUUUACCUUUAAAUGAAUUUCUCAGCAUUUAUACUAAAAGUUAUGUAAAGUCCUCAUUAGAUUUUUUUGUGUGUGGCUUGAGAAUCCUGUCUCCUAAGUUGAGUGUCUAAAACUGAGCCAUUUGUCAUCUUCAGCUGAAAAACUGAUGCUUGGGAGCUUAAAAUAUGCUAAUUACAAGUUAUAAAUCAAACAGAGAGAUGGGGGCAUGGAGAUAGUUUUUACGUACUGGAGGAAAGUGUGUAAAACCAUGGCUGUGUCACCUUUUACACAAGUGCCAUUUUCCAAAUGCAAAUGGCUCAUGCUCUUUACUCUUUGAAUAGCAAAUAAGAUGCAAUCUAGUAAAAGUCAGUCAGGGUGAAAGACAAUUGGUUACAAAUGAGGACUUUCCUCCUCAAAUGGACUAUCUUCUGUAUUGAUCACAGAAGGAGCCUGAGUACAGGUUUGGAGAAAUGGCUAGGACAGGAACAGGGAAGCACUUACAACUAUUCCUUGAUUUAGUCAAAAGAACUGGGAAAGAUGGUUGUAGUUGUCUUUAGCUUCAGUUCAACUGAGUUUCGUUUUGUUAAACAGUUCAGCGGAGGAGAAAGCAUCUGUGAUAUAUGGCAAGUGUCCCCCUGCCCAAACUUUAACAUUAGAGCCUCUCACAUUAUAACCAUGCCUCUUUUUUGCUUGUUUGGAUUCGAUUGCCUUUAUAUAUGUUUGAAAAUGACAAUAAAGAGGGUUUUAGCACCCUUUGGAUGAGACAGAGUAGCUAUACUCCUCAGAGCUCAACUGAAUUCACAUUAUUAAUACCUAUGAAAUAAUUUUAUAACAAAAUAGUAAUUAAUUCCUGUGGUGUGUGACAUAUCUCAUCCACUCUACUCAGUUAUUAAUGUUACUAUUAUUAUACAGUGGUGGAAACAUACGAUAUUUUACAUCAACUAAUAGAUUUAACAUUUUCUAGUAAAUAGGUGUUCUUCCACCAGAAAGUAUAAAACCAUGACAAGUAAAAAGUAAAUCUGAUUGAGGAUGCCUUAACCUGGCUAGAAGUGUUUGAAUCACAGAACAAUGGAGUUAGCAAAAUAAUUUUCAUAGUUGAUGGAACCGAGGUCAGGGGCAUAUGACUUGCCCAAGGCUACCUAGCCAUUGUGGGACCCAGAAAUAUCUCCUGCCUCCAAUUGUUCCUUCUUUCCAGGUUUUUUGUGCUUCAGAACAUUUGAGGCUCUCUCCCAAGGCAGACCCAUUUGGCUCAGAAUACAAGAGAGCAAAAUUAGCUUUCUGGGAAUUGAUAUUCUGUUGAUCGUAAUUAUCCAUCCAAAUCUUGAUCAACAGUGCUUUCUAAACAGCCUUGCUUGUAUUGAUCCAUUGUCAGCUGUUGACAGUGUUGGUGGGAUUAGAGAUCAAGAGUUGUCCUGACUUUUACCUAUGGACUCUCUGAACCAGUUAAUUUCUGUUUCUGAAAUCUUAACAUUUGCUAUAGAAGAAAGUAGCAUAUGCCUUUUUGAAAUUGCUCACGUAUGGAACUGAGUUUUGUAUGAUCUGUGCCAGUGCCUCUCCACAAGAGUAGAUCUGAUUACAUGAAUCCAGGAGGGAUGCACCUGAGCUAGUAUGCAUAUAUUUCUUAAAAGAGACAAGAACUUUUUUGUGCAAAAUGAACUUUUGUAUAGUUUGACAUCUGCAUGCAACGUACUAUCUCACUUAACUUUUUCAACUUUGGGCAAAGAUGUACAUAGGCCAUAGAUAACCUAGAGUAUAGCUGUUUUCAUGUUGCAUUAACCACUGGAAGACAUUAACAAUGACUUACUUUUUAGUAAAAAGUUCAGUGAGAGAUAUUUAGGGUGAUCGUAUUUUUGGUGCCACAAUUUUCUACAUUGUUGGCAUUUUAAAAGUUACUUUGUAACUGAGUGUAAAGAAAGAAAGAAAGCUCAAAGCCCUAAAGUUUUGAUCAAAUUGAAGAGUUUUGAGAGAAAAACAUACAAUUUAAAAUGGCACUCUUUAAAUUAGAUGUGCAAUGACUUAUUCAAAUUGUCUUUAUUCAAGAAAAGAAAAGAAGAAAGAUAAGUCACUAGACUAUAAAUUUCCAUUUAAAAAGACAAGUCACAAAGCGAAUCAGUGACUCUAAACAAAAAUUUACUGAAUGAAUUGUAUAUAUAAAAUUCUAAUCACUUAUGAUUCUUAGUUAACAUUUUAUAAGCUUUAUAUUUUACAGGGGCUUCUUUUUAUUUAUCCAAAAUUAUUGCUUUCAUCCAUUUUUCUCAGCCUUUUGCAAAAAUAUGCAAGAGUGCUGAAACUUGGAUAAAAAGGGUCAUGUAUACAGAGAAAAUAAUCUAAAAGUUAUCUUUAAGAGGAUUUUAGUAGUGUCAACUUUUUAAAAAAGUACUACGUGACCAUAACAUACAUGUAUUUUAAAGAGGGAUUAAGAUUAAAAUAAAUGGAUUC
Messenger RNA from Cebus imitator (Panamanian white-faced capuchin), 5028 nucleotides. RefSeq names its product muscleblind like splicing regulator 3 (gene MBNL3). The transcript has 9 exons. Gene Ontology annotation, molecular function: metal ion binding. NCBI's taxonomy places the organism in Eukaryota, Metazoa, Chordata, Mammalia, Primates, Cebidae. The coding region runs from base 640 to 1740 and encodes 366 amino acids. The record is from RefSeq and is a predicted model, not a curated record.